AUGCGCAGCGGGAGCAGCGCGGCGGCCCGGGCGUUUCGAUACAAGCGGCGAGUUUAUGCCCAGAACCUCAUUGAUGAUAAGCAGUUUGCAAAGCUUCACACUAAGGCAAACUUGAAGAAGUUCAUGGACUAUGUUCAGCUACACAGCACGGACAAGGUGGCGCGCCUGCUGGACAAGGGGCUGGACCCCAAUUUCCAUGACCCUGACUCAGGAGAGUGCCCUCUGAGCCUCGCGGCCCAGCUGGACAAUGCCACAGACUUGCUGAAGGUGCUGAGGAAUGGCGGCGCUCACCUGGACUUCCGCACGCGUGACGGGCUCACUGCUGUGCACUGUGCCACACGCCAGCGGAAUGCGGCAGCAUUGACGACCCUGCUGGACCUGGGGGCUUCACCCAACUACAAGGACAGCCGCGGCCUGACACCCCUGUAUCACAGCGCCCUGGGGGGUGGGGAUGCCCUCUGCUGUGAGCUGCUUCUCCACGACCAUGCUCAGUUGGGGACCACCGAUGAGAAUGGCUGGCAGGAGAUCCACCAGGCCUGCCGCUUCGGGCACGUACAGCACCUGGAGCACCUGCUCUUCUACGGAGCCAACAUGGGGGCCCAGAACGCCUCGGGGAACACAGCCCUGCACAUCUGUGCCCUCUACAACCAGGAGAGCUGUGCCCGUGUCCUGCUUUUCCGUGGUGCCAACAAGGACGUCCGCAAUUACAACAGCCAGACAGCCUUCCAGGUGGCCAUCAUUGCAGGGAACUUUGAGCUUGCGGAGGUCAUCAAGACGCAUAAAGAUUCGGAUGUUGUACCGUUCAGAGAAACUCCCAGCUAUGCGAAGCGGCGGCGACUGGCUGGCCCCAGUGGCUUGGCAUCCCCUCGGCCCCUGCAGCGCUCAGCCAGUGACAUCAACCUGAAGGGUGAGGCGCAGCCCGCAGCUUCUCCUGGGCCCUCACUGCGAAGCCUCCCCCACCAGCUGCUGCUCCAGCGGCUACAGGAGGAGAAGGAUCGCGACCGGGACGGUGACCAGGAGAACGACAUCAGUGGCCCCUUAGCAGGCAGGGGCAGCCAGAGCAAGAUCAGGUAGGAGAAACUGGGAGGCCCUGGAGGGAUCGAGGCAGGUGGGGCACCAGGACCUGAGCCAGCUUCCCCAGCCCCCUUCCCUGCCCUCCCCCCGUCCGACCCACGNCGGAAACUUUACAGCGCCGUCCCCGGCCGCAAGUUCAUCGCGGUGAAGGCGCACAGCCCGCAGGGCGACGGCGAGAUCCCGCUGCACCGCGGCGAGGCCGUGAAGGUGCUCAGCAUUGGAGAGGGCGGUUUCUGGGAGGGGACCGUGAAAGGCCGCACGGGCUGGUUCCCAGCUGACUGCGUGGAGGAGGUGCAGAUGAGACAGUAUGACACACGGCAUGAAACCCGGGAGGACCGGACGAAGCGGCUUUUCCGCCACUACACAGUGGGCUCUUAUGACAGCCUCUCUUCACACAGCGAUUAUGUCAUUGAUGACAAAGUGGCUGUCCUGCAGAAACGGGACCAUGAGGGCUUCGGUUUUGUGCUCCGAGGGGCCAAAGCAGAGACCCCCAUCGAGGAGUUCACACCCACGCCGGCCUUCCCUGCGCUGCAGUACCUCGAGUCGGUGGAUGUGGAGGGCGUGGCCUGGAGGGCCGGGCUGCGCACCGGGGACUUCCUCAUUGAGGUGAAUGGGGUGAACGUGGUGAAGGUUGGACACAAGCAGGUGGUGGCUCUGAUCCGCCAGGGUGGCAACCGCCUUGUCAUGAAGGUUGUGUCUGUGACAAGGAAGCCGGAAGAGGACGGGGCUCGGCGCAGAGCCCCACCGCCCCCCAAGAGGGCCCCCAGCACCACGCUGACUCUGCGCUCCAAGUCUAUGACCGCUGAACUCGAGGAACUUGCCUCCAUUCGGAGAAGAAAAGGGGAGAAGCUGGAUGAGAUCCUGGCAGCUGCUGCAGAGCCAACGCUGAGGCCAGACAUCGCGGACGCUGACUCCAGAGCCGCUACUGUCAAACAGCGGCCCACCAGCCGGAGGAUCACCCCCGCUGAGAUCAGCUCAUUGUUUGAACGCCAGGGCCUUCCAGGCCCAGAGAAGCUGCCAGGCUCCCUGCGGAAGGGGAUUCCACGGACCAAGUCUGUAGGUAUGGCCGGGCUGUGGGGCUGCAUGGGGCUGGGGCUGGGUGGAUGUGGCUCAGGGGACCUACCUCUCCCUACCCCCAACUGGGGCCACCAGCUUCUGUCUGAGUCCCACCUCUCCCUGGCCCCAGCCCAGGGCCUUGAGCCUCUCAACGGGGGCUGCCAGCUCCAACUCACUGGUUCCGCCUGCAUUGUCCUGUGCUCCGCCGCGCCCGUGCACAGCCCUGACGCCGACCGCCCUGGACCCCUGUUCGUGGACGUGCAGGCCCGGGAGGCGGAGCGAGGGCCCCUGGCCUCCCCAGCCUUCUCCCCUCGGAGCCCGGCCUGGAUUCCCGUGCCCGCUCGCCGGGAGACGGAGAAGGCGCCCCGAGAGGAGCGGAAGGCCCCUGAAGACAAGAAGUCCAUGAUCCUCAGUGUCCUGGACACGUCCCUGCAGCGGCCAGCGGGCCUUAUUGUCGUGCACGCCACCAGCAACGGGCAGGAGCCCGGCAGGCUGGCGGUGGAGGAGCAGCGCGCAGGCACCCCGGAGCUGGCCCCGGCCACUGUGCAGUCCGCGGCGGGGGCAGAGCCGCUGCCCAGCCCCCGGGCCCAGCCCCCCGGCAGCUCCCCAGCAGAGCCAGGACCAGGCCAGGGCAGCUCGGAGGAGGAGCCGGAGCUGGUGUUUGCUGUGAACCUGCCGCCCGCCCAGCUGUCCUCCAGUGAUGAGGAGACCAGGGAGGAGCUGGCCCGCAUUGGGCUGGUGCCACCCCCUGAAGAGUUUGCCAAUGGGAUCCUGGUGGCCACCCCACUCCCCGGCCCGGGCCCCUCACCCACCACGGUGCCCAGCCCGGCCUCAGGGAAGCCCGGCACUGAGCCACCCCCUGCCCCUGAGUCUGCAGCUGACUCCGGGGUGGAGGAGGCUGACACACGCAGCUCCAGUGACCCCCACCUGGAGACCACGAGCACCAUCUCCACGGUGUCCAGCAUGUCCACGUUGAGCUCGGAGAGUGGGGAGCUCACCGACACCCACACCUCCUUCGCCGAUGGACACACUUUUCUACUCGAGAAGCCACCAGUGCCUCCCAAGCCCAAGCUCAAGUCCCCGCUGGGGAAGGGGCCGGUGACCUUCAGGGACCCGCUGCUGAAACAGUCCUCGGACAGCGAGCUCAUGGCCCAGCAGCACCACGCCGCCUCUGCCGGGCUGGCCUCUGCCGCCGGGCCUGCCCGCCCUCGCUACCUCUUCCAGAGAAGGUCCAAGCUAUGGGGGGACCCCGUGGAGAGCCGGGGGCUCCCUGGGCCUGAAGACGACAAACCAACUGUGAUCAGUGAGCUCAGCUCCCGCCUGCAGCAGCUGAACAAAGACACGCGCUCCCUGGGGGAGGAACCGGUUGGCGGCCUGGGCGGCCUGCUGGACCCUGCCAAGAAGUCACCCAUCGCAGCAGCUCGGCUCUUCAGCAGCCUCGGUGAGCUGAGCUCCAUCUCAGCGCAGCGCAGCCCGGGUGGCCCUGGGGGUGGGGGCAGGGCCCUGACACCGCCCCCAGCCAUCUUCCUCACAGGGGCCCUCCCCGAGGAGGGGUGCGGCCCGCCCCCCACGCCCUUGGGCACCUAUGGCAGGGAAGCCUCCCUGCCUUGGACCCCGAAGUCUCCGGUUCCCGCCCUGUGUGUGUGCUCGCGUGUGUGCGUGGGUGAAAGUGGGUGCACUGAGCACGUGGCGCCCUGCGUGUGCCUGAGUGCUGAGCGGGCCCAGGGGCCACUUGGGCCGGUGGGUGUGUCGGGGCUGCGGGAGCAGACGCGGUCUCACUGCAUUCCUGCGGUCCCCGAGGCCACCACAGUGCUCUACAGCCGCACCUCCGCCCAUGCCCACCUCCUCCUGCCUGGGUCACCCAUCCUGUGCCAGCUUAAAGCCUAUGUGCCCUCGGAGGCCGAGCUCUCGGUCCCUUCUUCCAGGAAGCCUCCCUGA
This is a messenger RNA of Galeopterus variegatus (Sunda flying lemur), 4068 nucleotides long. It is a transcript of the gene SHANK3, whose product is annotated as SH3 and multiple ankyrin repeat domains 3. The record is from RefSeq and is a predicted model, not a curated record. The transcript is spliced from 25 exons. NCBI's taxonomy places the organism in Eukaryota, Metazoa, Chordata, Mammalia, Dermoptera, Cynocephalidae. Gene Ontology annotation, cellular component: postsynaptic membrane; postsynaptic density; dendritic spine. Gene Ontology annotation, molecular function: ionotropic glutamate receptor binding; synaptic receptor adaptor activity.